Lactuca virosa is the source of this 604-nucleotide messenger RNA. Lineage: Eukaryota; Viridiplantae; Streptophyta; Magnoliopsida; Asterales; Asteraceae. The record is from the annotation of a GenBank genome assembly.
CUUUUCGUGUGUUCAAUUCUUGAAUAGUUAUGAGCAAGUUGGAGAAUCUGUUCUUGAUAUCUUCUUUUUCAUUUGUCGGUUAUUGUCAUCUAUAAAAGAAGGCUCAACCCUACACACAAAUUUUCUCAUCUAUUUCUUCCCUUUCGAACCAUGACUAAAGGUGGAUUUGCAAUGACCAUACAGACUUUACUCGCUAGGAGGAGGAGUAGCAUAAUUUCGAAGGCAAUGGUGGAACGCUGCAUGAGCAAGGUGGCCAAAGGAAAUGAAUGUUAUGAUUACGAAGAAAGUGAAGUACAAUCACAGUCAUUGAAGAAUAAAGUACAAGGAGAAAAGAAACAAUACGAUGAACAAGAAGAAGAAGAAGAGUGCUGGAUCCCACAUCGUCGUACGGGAAUAUAUUAUCCGAAAGGACAUGAAUGGGUGAUGGAAGAUGUUCCUGAUGGUGCUGCUUGCUUUGCUUACAGUUAUUGGCUGAGGAACAGUGAUAGAGACGGAGUUUGAUGAUUUAUUAUAUGAUAUUUUAUAAUAUAGUGAAUACUAUGUGGCGUUAAUGGGUGAACGUGGAUACUGGUUUUUAAGUCUUUUUAUCUAGGAUAUAAAACAC